Penicillium subrubescens is the source of this 1506-nucleotide messenger RNA. RefSeq names its product class I SAM-dependent methyltransferase. NCBI's taxonomy places the organism in Eukaryota, Fungi, Ascomycota, Eurotiomycetes, Eurotiales, Aspergillaceae. Gene Ontology annotation, molecular function: protein-arginine omega-N symmetric methyltransferase activity. The record is from RefSeq and is a predicted model, not a curated record. Gene Ontology annotation, biological process: mitochondrial respiratory chain complex I assembly. Gene Ontology annotation, cellular component: mitochondrion. The transcript has 4 exons. Bases 1 to 1506 code for a protein of 501 amino acids.
AUGAACGCUGCUACGCGGCGCGCGGCGUCAAAUGCCCUCCGGAGGUCUCGUACGUCGAUUUUCUCGACAUACUCGCGCCGAUGGAACUCUACAUUCGCGGAGAGGCAAUGGUCUACACCACUAGCGCGCACAUUGGCCAGUGCGAUGAAGGUCACCGGGCCGAUUCCCAUCGCCGCAUUUAUGCGCCAAGUGUUGACCUCCCCAGAAGGUGGUUACUAUACCUCCCGUGAAGACGUGUUUGGAAAGCAUGGUGACUUUGUUACCUCGCCGGAGAUCUCACAAGUGUUUGGAGAGUUGAUUGGCAUCUGGGCUAUUGCAGAGUGGAUGGCACAGGGGCGGAAGCGGAGUGGUGUUCAGUUGAUGGAGGUCGGACCGGGUAAGGGAACCCUUAUGGAUGAUAUGCUCCGGACGUUCCGGAACUUCAAGACCUUCACAUCGAGUAUCGAGGCUAUCUAUCUCGUUGAGGCGAGUGGUACAUUGAGACAGGUGCAAAAGCGCCUUCUUUGUGGUGAGGAGGCUGCUAUGGAAGAGACCGAUAUUGGACACCGGAGUACUUGCAAGUACUUUGAUGUACCCGUAAUUUGGGUGGAGGACAUUCGUCUAUUGCCGCAUGAGGAAGGAAAGACUCCCUUCAUCUUUGCCCACGAAUUCUUCGACGCGCUCCCCAUCCACGCCUUCGAGUCUGUCCCCCCAGCCCCCGAGAACGAAACGCCACAGGAAGUUCAGGAGAUCAUGACUCCCACGGGCCCUCAAAAACUCCUCAAGCCGCUCAAGGUGGCAAACACCCCACAAUGGCGCGAGCUUCUAGUCACAUUGAACCCCAAAGCCGUCGAAGAAAACAUCGAAGGCGAGCCCGAAUUCAAAUUAACCAAGGCCAAGGCCUCCACGCCUUCUUCCCUCGUCAUCCCCGAGAUCUCCGAGCGCUACCGCAAACUCAAGUCCCAACCGGGCUCGACCAUUGAAGUCAGCCCCGAAAGCAGGAUAUACGCAGCUGACUUUGCCCGCCGCAUCGGCGGUGAUACUAUCCCCGCAAAGCCUUCGAAGAAGAACCCUGUUCCCGAAGCACCUCAAAAAACGACUCCUUCCGGCGCAGCACUGAUUAUGGAUUACGGCACCAUGUCAACUAUCCCCAUCAACUCCUUGCGCGGAAUUCAGCACCAUAAGAAUGUUGCUGCGCUCUCGUCUCCCGGCCAGGUGGAUGUCAGCGCAGACGUCGAUUUUACUGCUUUGGCUGAGGCUGCUAUCGAGGGAAGUGACGGCGUGGAGGUGCAUGGACCCGUUGAGCAGGGUGAUUUCCUUCAGGCGCUGGGUAUUGAAGAGCGUAUGCGCCAAUUGUUGAAGGGUGUUGGGGAUGAGGAGCGCAAGAAGACUUUGGAGACUGGGUGGAAACGCCUGGUUGAGAAGUCGGGCGGGUCUAUGGGACAGAUUUAUAAGGUUAUGGCUAUCAUUCCGGAGAAUGGUGGACGUAGGCGACCUGUUGGGUUUGGUGGUGGUGUUCAGAUGUAA